UACAAUGAGUAACCCCAACGUAAUACAAAUAAGCGGCCAAUAUUCCAAUGGCAGUGAAGGCCAACAACGAAAAUCUUCUAUUGACGAAGAUCCUCCGGAAAUGAGAAUAUUAUGUUUUGAAUUAACAAAUUACAAUAAGACAACCCAAUUCCUUCUAAGUUGUGCCGGAGUUUUUGUUCUAUAUUUACUCUAUGGAUAUUUGCAAGAAUUAAUUUUCACAGAAGAGGAAUUCAAAUCGUAUGGAUGGUUCCUAACACUAAUUCAGUUCGGUUAUUAUAUAUGUUUUGGAGUAAUCGAACGCCAUGUAGAAGCUAGACGUAGUGGUAUGCCCGCUACGCAAAGAAAAAUACCAAUGAGAACUUACGUCAUUCUCGCUACCUUAACUCUGGGUACAAUGGGCCUUUCAAACUCCAGUUUGGGUUAUCUCAAUUAUCCCACACAAGUUAUUUUUAAGUGCUGUAAAUUAAUACCGGUAAUGAUCGGUAGCAUUCUGAUACAAGGAAAACGUUACGGGCCUUUAGAUUUCGCAGCAGCCUUGGCGAUGUGUAUUGGUUUGGCAUGGUUUACGUUGGCCGAUUCCCAGGUGUCACCGAAUUUCAAUUUGUUUGGUGUUGCAAUGAUAUCGGGAGCCUUGCUGUGUGAUGCCGCCAUUGGCAAUGUACAGGAAAAGGCAAUGCGAGAACAUAAAGCAGCAAGUAGUGAAAUUGUAUUGUAUUCAUAUGGAUUGGGUUUCAUAUAUUUGUUUGUCAUUAUGAUGGUAACGGGUAAUUUCUUUAGUGACUUUGCCUUCUGUUUGCAGCACUCCAAAGAAGCAUUCUUCUAUGGAUUUUUGUUCAGUCUUUCUGGAUAUUUGGGAAUUCAUUUUGUAUUGGCACUGGUAAAAAGUAGUGGAGCUCCUAUUGCUGCCACUGUAACAACAGCCCGUAAAGCUGUCACAAUUGCAAUUUCCUUUAUAUUCUUUAGUAAACCCUUUACCAUACAAUAUGUUUGGUCCGGUCUUAUUGUUGUUCUGGGAAUUUAUCUAAAUGUUUAUAGUAAGAAACAUAAAUUGACGCUAAACGAUAUUAAACAUAAAAUUAAGCACAUUACCUUCAAUGGACGAACGUCAAUAUCGCGUAAAUAUUUAGUCGAAGUUUAA
Messenger RNA from Musca vetustissima, 1138 nucleotides. RefSeq names its product adenosine 3'-phospho 5'-phosphosulfate transporter 2-like. The record is from RefSeq and is a predicted model, not a curated record. The coding region runs from base 5 to 1138 and encodes 377 amino acids. Lineage: Eukaryota; Metazoa; Arthropoda; Insecta; Diptera; Muscidae. Gene Ontology annotation, biological process: transmembrane transport. Gene Ontology annotation, cellular component: Golgi membrane; endoplasmic reticulum membrane. The transcript is spliced from 3 exons. Gene Ontology annotation, molecular function: 3'-phosphoadenosine 5'-phosphosulfate transmembrane transporter activity.